UAACUAAAGCCAUCUAACAGUGAACAGCAGAAUUAGGACAAUAGAAAAUUGCAGAUUUUUUUGCAAAAUUAGUAGCUUUCACGCUUUUCCGUGAAGAGCAGAAUAUUCUACGACAUUAACAGAAUCGCUAUCAUAAUGCGCUCAAAAAAUUAAAAACGAAAGUGAAGUAUAAUGCAUUUUGUGGAUUACAAAAUAUGUAGCCAUCUAGCGGUAAAAGGUGGUAGGGAUCUGUAUCUCGUGGCUACUUUGCUAAAGGAGCCAAAUGUGCACUGAGUGUACCAAAACAUUUAUUUAAAGUAUUUUUAUAUAAUAAAGAUAUAUAAAUUAUAAUAUAGUUACGUGAAUUAGUGUAAAAUAACAAAAUGCCAAAGAAAAAGACAGGACAAAGAAGAAAAGCUGAAAAACAAAAGUUAAGGCAAAAAGAAAUUAGAGCAGCAAAGGAUCAAAUAAAUUUAGCUAAAUUUCCUUGCAAUGCAGUGAUGGAAUGUGAUAAAUGUAACAAGAAACAAAAAAGUAGAGCUUUCUGCUAUUUUUGCCAAAGUGUACAACGUUUACCUAUGUGUGCUCAUUGUGGAAAAGUAAAAUGUAUGUUAAAAACUGGAGAUUGUGUGGUUCGUCAUCCUGGAGUAUUUACUACUGGUUUAGGUAUGGUGGGAGCUAUAUGUGAUCAUUGCGAAGCAUGGGUCUGCCAUGGAAGACGUUGUCUUACAACUCAUGCCUGUAUGUGUCCAUUAAUGGAUGCAAUUUGUCAGGAAUGUGAGAGAGGUGUUUGGGAUCAUGGUGGUAGGAUAUUUCGAUGUUCAUUUUGUGAUUGUUUUCUUUGUGAAGAUGAUCAAUUUGAACAUCAAGCAUCGUGUCAAGUUCUAGAAGCAGAAAGUUUUAAAUGUCAAUCCUGCAAUCGUUUGGGACAAUAUUCUUGUUUGAGAUGUAAGACAUGUUAUUGUGAAGAUCAUGUUCGAAGAAAAGGAUUUAAAUAUGAUAAGAACAAACCCAUACCUUGUCCUAAAUGUGGCUUUGAAACAUCUCAAACGAAAGAUCUUAGCAUGUCAACAAGAAGUCAUAAAUUUGGAAGACAAAAUCAAAGUGGACUAUAUGAAUCUGAUGAUGAAACUGGAUAUAGCUGCUAUGGAAGCCAAUCUCACAACUAUGAUCAAGAUAAUGAAGCUGAGGAUGAUGAGGAAGACGAUUAUGACGGUGAUGAGGACGAUGAUGAUGACGAUGACGAGGAGGAACAAGAAAACGAGUCAUUAAGCGAAAACGAAGAGAACGAGAACAACACAUCACUUAAAUGUAAUCAUUAAUAAAAACAAUAUACAAUUGAA
This is a messenger RNA of Megachile rotundata (alfalfa leafcutting bee), 1322 nucleotides long. It is a transcript of the gene Noa36, whose product is annotated as zinc finger protein 330 homolog Noa36. The record is from RefSeq and is a predicted model, not a curated record. Lineage: Eukaryota; Metazoa; Arthropoda; Insecta; Hymenoptera; Megachilidae. Gene Ontology annotation, cellular component: nucleus. Gene Ontology annotation, molecular function: zinc ion binding.